Molecule: messenger RNA, 1842 nt
Organism: Daphnia carinata
Lineage: Eukaryota; Metazoa; Arthropoda; Branchiopoda; Diplostraca; Daphniidae
Product: solute carrier family 2, facilitated glucose transporter member 1-like
Exons: 13
Coding region: 115-1716 (533 amino acids)
Biological process (GO): monosaccharide transmembrane transport
Cellular component (GO): membrane
Molecular function (GO): hexose transmembrane transporter activity
Source: RefSeq, a predicted model, not a curated record
GUGUGUGGUUCAAACUAGUUUCAGCACCCGAUCUAGCCAAAGCACAGUAUGUCGUCCAAUCUGGUGGUUCUCUAACGCCACUGACUGUACGGUGAAAUUCACGCGUGCCGUGCCAUGAACGUUAGUGACAGAUGGGAUAGAGGAGUCUGGGGAUCGGUCGACAGGAAGCUAGAUGUGGCCAGACGGUCUCAUUUAGCGGAUCCUGAUGGAGUCGAAGAGCCUUUCUUGCCCGAUGCGGAAGGGAAAAGGCCGGUAUCAGUUCAUCAAAACAAGUCCUGGAGCAGCCUAUUGAUCGUGACUGCAGUGGCAACCACACUUGGAACUGUUAUUCCCGCUGGUUACAACAUCGGAAUCUUGAAUAGCCCACAACAAGUCAUUGUGGACUUUUGUAAUUCCAGCAUAUUGCACACUUAUGGCACAGCUAUCGAAGAAACUCCAUUGGAAUUACUAUGGGCAUUUGUUGUUAGUAUUUUCCUGAUAGGAGGAGGCAUGGGUGCUCUUAUGGGCGGCUCGAUAGCUAAUCGAAUCGGCAGGAAAAAUACUUUAUUGGUAAAUAGCUCGGUGAACGUGAUAGCAGCUAUCUUCUUUGGUACGUGCGGCAUUGCGCAAUCAGUGGAGAUGUUACUCAUAGGGCGAUUUAUUGUCGGGAUUGGUGCAGGCAUGUCCACCAGUUUUAUGCCACUUUACAUGUCCGAAAUAUCAACCCCAGCGACACAGAAUGUUCUUGGUCUUCUAUGCCCAGUAGGAAUUAAUUUAGGACUUUUUAUUGGCCAAGUUCUUAGUCUCGAAAAAUUGCUCGGCAAUGAAGACAACUGGAACGUGCUGCUUGCCUUAACCUGCAUUCCUGCCUUGCUAUGUCUGGCUGUUUGGUAUUAUCUUCCAGAAAGUCCGAGAUAUCUCUUUGUCUUGCAACAGAAAACUGAUCUCGCUUUUAAAGAGCUCUCUUGUUUGAGAGGACUUCCUGUUGAUCAAUUAGGACCGGAGAUAGAGGAAUUGCGUCGAGAAGCCACUCGGGCAACGGCCGAAAUGCCUAAAGAUGGACUGAAUACCACAAAUUCGCAAUCGAGCUGGACAUUGAAAACGAUUUGGGCAAAGAAAAGUCUUCGUUGGCCAUUUGCAUGCGUUGUGGUUAUGCAUCUUGGUAACCAGCUGAGUGGUAUCAACGCGGUUCUCUAUUACUCAACUGACAUAUUCUUGUCAGCUGGACUGGAUAAGCAACAAGCCGAGUUGGCUCUAUUGGGAGCUGGUUUCAUCAAUGUUGUUAUGACAGCGUGCGUCGUCUUCCUCACCGCACGAUUUUGUCGAAGGCCCUUAAUGAUGAUUAGUACUAUCGGUGUUAGCGUUUUCCUUGUCGUCCUAGCUCUUUGCAUCUUCUUCAUAAGCAAAGCCUCGUGGAUUCCUUAUUGCUGCAUCGCCGCCUUGUUGAUUUACGUGGUUUUCUUUGAUGUCGGUGUCGGUCCAUUGCCUUUCUUCCUCCCACCAGAGCUCAUUCCGGCCGGACCAAGACCUCUUAUUAUGUCAUUGGGAUGUUUGGUAAAUUGGGCAACCAACUUCCUGGUGGGCAUGACAUUCCCUACUUUACAGAAUCUGAUGGGCGUGUACAUUUUUGUCAUGUUCGCAGCGGCCACAGUAGUUCAGGCUGUCUUCCUAUUUUUCAAACUUCCAGAAACCUUCCGACCAACACGUUCAUUCUCACCUGCUUCCCCGUCAGUCUAACAUUGAAUGAAUAGCGAUCCUGGCACAAGUCUCAGGUAUAUAUGUAAGGAGUUUUCGUUUAAUGGACAACGCACGAAUUGUACUUCCAAGCAUACGUUUUCGAAAUACAAAACAAAUUAAAUUAAA